AUGGCUAACGCUUGCUGCCCAUUCUGUGGGUACAAUGGAAACGAACAUGCUGUGCAGUUGCACAUCGAAGAACAUCAUACAGACGACUCGCCAUUCGUCCCGAACGACCAGCAUCCUAGCAAGGAGAAUCGUGUUUCGGCCAACAGCAGUAGUUCUGCCGCUGUCAGCAGUUCCAGCCACGAUUCUAUGCCAUCUGACGAGUGGACGCGAUGCACGCGACCAGGAUGUGGCGAGCAUAUUCAUUUGACCGACAUCGAUGAGCACCUCGAUCUUCAUGUCGCAGCUGCACUGCAAGAACAGGAGAAUGAGAGACCUCCUCCAUUGCCUCCAAGGAGAUCGCCACGGCCAGACAGACCUCAGCCUGCGAGCAGCGGCAAGCCCAGCAGUCCACCACGCAAGCUCGACACGCUAAAGUCGAGACUGGAGAAUAGCCCAAGUCGAGGAUCAGGCAGUAUCUUAAGCUUCUUCUCCGGCACAUCCAACUAUGGCAGGUCAUCGACUGUUCGGCACAUUCGGCCGCCGACCAACCCUGGGCGUCUCGGUAAACGAGAACUUGGACCUUAUGCUUUUGAGCAGCGAAUGCCUGAUAAGGUGCGGCAUAUCCUACUGCACGAUGCUGAGCCAGAGUAUGUGCAACGAAUCGGCAGUGAUGGGCGCCUCGUUAGGCAAGCCUUUGUUCCAAACCAAACGCAAGGCGUGAUCAACGUGCUCGCGGACUUGUGCUCACUCGACAAGGACAACGCCGCUACGUUCCUUUGUCACCCAUGUGUUCGACACAUCCACAAGCUCGAGUGUGAUGGCAACUUCUGUGGCUUCUGGAACAUUCAGGUGCUACUCACUUACGUGCAGCAUAUGGAUCGGCAUGGACCGCAGACGUUACCCACUGUCGUCAAGAUUCAGGAGCUGAUCGAGAAAGCCUGGGACAGUGGCGUGGGUGCGUACGGUAGAACAGAGACGGGAGGCAUUCUCAACACUCGCAAAUGGAUUGGUACUCAAGAAGCCUUGACGUUCUUCACCCGCAUCGGUGUCAACUCACAAGCGCUCGCCUUCAAAGAUGGCAACAGCAACACCGACCCCAUGGCAGCUGAGGAAUUACUGGAUCAUGUCGAGGCCUACUUCAUUAGUGGUGAAGAGACAGCAAGAAGGCAUGGCACUUCUCGCACCACCAACCUGCCUCCGAUCUACUUCCAACGAGCCGGGCAUUCCAUGACCAUCGUCGGAAUCGAACGAAAACACGACGGCUCUCGCAACCUGCUGGUUUUCGACUCGUCCUUCGCGACAUCCAAACCGAUGAUGAGACUGAUCGACGGGCGGAAAGCUCAAGCUUCGAUCGACAACCUUCUCAAGGUUUAUCGCCGCUCGGACGUGUCACUGACCAGAUGGAGCGAGUUCGAGAUCUUGGUACCUUUGAGCAUGCAACGGGCGCAGUCCGCUUGA
Molecule: messenger RNA, 1437 nt
Organism: Fulvia fulva
Lineage: Eukaryota; Fungi; Ascomycota; Dothideomycetes; Mycosphaerellales; Mycosphaerellaceae
Product: Zinc finger-containing ubiquitin peptidase 1
Exons: 3
Coding region: 1-1437 (478 amino acids)
Source: RefSeq, a predicted model, not a curated record